CUUCAAUUAUUAACAUAAAUGAAACCAUUUUUAAUUGAAUGGGCACCUCACUGUGGUUGGAUUUGUGUUGUAACUCAAGAUGAGACAACUGGAGAAGCAAAUGUCGCAUUUUCGGAUCAUUCAGGAUCUGUGCAAGAAAAGGGGCCAUCAAAACCAGGAUCAGUUUCUUGUGUAAGAUGGCAUCCAAAGAAACAAUUCGUGGUAGUAGGAUGGAAAGAUGGAGGAGUUUGUUUUAUUCCAAAAGGAGGGAAUGUUUCUCAUACUGUGGUCGAAACAUAUCCAUUUCCAAAUCAAGGAGUAGAUUGGAGCCACGACGGAACUGUUUUGAUGACGUUGCAUAAUCCAUCAUCAGUCCAUUUAUACUCCUACAUGGUAAUUGGAGAAGAAAUUUCCACUUCAAAUAUAAUGCAGAUUGAGCUGAACGAUCAAAUUACGUUAUGGUGUAAACGAUUGAGCUAUGACAAAUUCAAACCAAGUAAAAUUUCUGUAACGGAUGAUGACAGUGGAGUUGAUGAGUCACCGUUCGGUUCAAAAGAGUCACUGGCAGAAAGAAGAGAUGAAAAGAGUACUGUACCAAAGGGUACUGAGUUCUUAUUUGCAGGCAAAUCAGGUACCAUUUAUGGAGUGGAUAAUGACCGACAACGGACUAUUCAUAAGCUGGACUCGGAAAUCUUAUUCAUGGGAUACUGUGAGACAAUAUCGAUAAUUAUUGUAUUUACAAGAGAUUGCUUCAUUUUUCAUUUGGCCAAGGGAACAUCUGAAAUGCGAUGCGCAGAACGAGUAAAAGUGAAACUCGGAGGAAAAUCUGAAAAAUAUUCUUUGGAAUUGGAUGAUGGAAUACUGGUGAUGUGUUAUGGUGAAAAAGAAAUUCGAGUAUGGGACUUGAUAAAAGAGGAGAAUGGAACAAUUGCAUUAGAUGUAAACAAGGGAUUUCAACCAGAUGAGACAAUAAAUGUAGUCACAGUUAAUGGGAAAAGAGGUGUGAUAACUGCGGCAACGAGUCUCAAUAAUAUUGCUGAAUGGAAACGAAAACGAACUGAUACUAAUGUCGAGAGUGCUUGGAAUUUGAGUCCCAGCACGCAUGUCGAUAGCCAGGUUUCAUUAAUUCGUUGGAGUCCGAUACUGAGCACAGCUGCUUUAAUAACUGAAGAAGAUCUUGUCUUAAUUGGAGAAAACUCAUUGACAGUAAAAAUGCGUGGAAAAAUGGCGGCAAUUCAGACCAGUUCAAAUAGUUUCACUCUUUUACAUGCGACAAGUGGAGUCUCUCAAGAUUUGAAGUUGUCUAUUCCUUCUGCAAAAGGAAUUUGUCUCGGAGAGAAGCAACUUGUUGUUUGGAAUGAAGAUACGGUAGUCACUUAUGACGUACAAACAUCUCUUGCAACUAUCCAAUGCACAUCAUUUUCUUGUAACACAACUUCUGUUGCAAUUGUGAAUCAAAACUUGUAUUGCAUCGAAAAAGACAAAAUAUUUGCGAGGACUCUUCAAGGAACUCUUCGACAAGAAAUUUCCUUACCGGAAAUUGAAGGUGAUCCGGAAAUACUUGAAGUGAAUCGAUGUUGGAUGGCAGUUGCUACUACAAAUGGAUUCAUUCGAAUUUAUAACUUAAGCGCAAAAGAUGCCCAACAAGAACACAAUUCGAAAUACAUUAUCGAAAAUGUGAAGAAUUUUUAUAAAUUUCAUACAAUCCGAAUCAAUCAUACUGGAAAUAAAGUCGCUGUAUCUUAUUUAGAGGACGUGUCGACAGUUGCUGAACGCCUACUUGUCUACGACGCCGAACUCGAUGCAGUUUCUUAUUUCUCGUUUGAUCGUGGAAUGACAGAUACGCAAGAAUAUGAAACCCAAGCAGAACUUGCUCAUACAAGCAGUGGAAGACCUGUUACAGCAGCUGCACGGAAAAUGGCAAGAGAACAAUCAAGAUUUCAAAUGAUGAACCAUCGUCCUGGAGCUUUUGAAUGGGAUGAGAAUGAUGCAAGAUAUCUUGUAGUUGAAUGCAUACAUGUUGAACCUGAAUCAACCGAUCAAAGAGUUUUAACAGCAUUUGUAACUUCUGAACAUGGAAUACAACUUCAAGGAAUGCAGCAAAAAAAUCUGCAUUGUGGAAAACUUGUUUCAGUCUCUGUUCCAAAUUUUUAUUUUGUUCGGAAAUCUGGAUGGGAUGAGGAAGACAAUCGAGAUGAGAGAACUAUUGGAAAAACUCUCGUGGCUAAAUGUCUUCGAGAGUUUUUAGGAAACGAAAAUUGUGACGAAUCAACUAGAAAAGCCAUGAUGGAUUUCUCAUUUUACCUGACGAUUGGUAGCAUGGACGCUGCAUUUAAAGCAAUUCAAUUCAUAAAAAGCGAUAGUGUAUGGGAUCAUAUGGCAUCAAUGAGUAUUAAAACACGUCGACUAGAUGUUGCAAUGGUUUGUCUGGGACAUAUGAAAAAUGUGAGAGGAGCCCGGGCGGUGCGGAGAUCUCAACAAAAUGGGGAGAAUGAUUCAAUGAAGUGUGCAGCUUUGGCAAUUGAAUUGAGUAUGCUGGAGGAAGCAUUGAUUAUCUAUGCACAAAAUGAAAGAUAUGAUUUGAUGAACAAGCUUUAUCAGUCUCAAAAUAUGUGGUCAUCAGCUUUUGAAAUUGCUGAAACAAAGGAUCGUAUUCAUUUGAGAAAUACUCAUUACAACUAUGCAAAGUAUUUGGAAGCAAGAAGAGAUCAAGCAAGUAUUGAAGCUGCUAUUGAGAAUUACGAAAAAGCAGGAGUUCAUGCUUUUGAAGUUUUCCGAAUGCUCAAAGACUAUCCAAAACAAAUAGAACAAUAUGUUCGUAGAAAACGUGAAGAAUCAUUGUAUAGUUGGUGGGGAGCCUACUUGGAAAGUGUUGGAGAAUUGGAGGGUGCAAUAAGCUUCUACUCUUCUGCAAAAGAUUAUUACUGCAUGGUUCGUGUAAAGUGUAUUCAAGGCAAAACCGAUGAGGCUGCUCGGCUUGCCGAAGAAUCAAAAGAUAAAGCAGCGUGUUAUCUAAUUGGAAGAAUGUAUGAAAAUGAUGGUGACGUAGUGAAAGCUGUGAAAUUCUUCACAAAGGCACGAGCGCUGUCAUCUGCAAUACGUCUCGCAAAAGAGCAUGACAUGAAAGAUAGGCUUGCUAAUUUAUGCUUGAUGGCGGGUGGAUCUGAACUUGUAAGCGCUGCAAGAUACUACGAAGAUCUUCCUGGAUAUGCACACAAAGCUGUAAUGCUGUAUCAUAAAGCUGGAAUGAUUGGAAGAGCUCUUGAUUUGGCAUUUCGUACUGAACAGUUCAGCGCUCUGGAUUUAAUUACCAAGGAUUUGGAUGCAGGAACAGAUCCAAAAAUAUUGAGAAGAGCUGCUGAAUUCUUUGAAAAUAAUCAAAACUACGAGAAGGCAGUUAACUUUUUGUGCCUAGCAAAAGAGUUUUCUGGAGCCGUACAAUUAUGCAAAAAUAGGAAUGUGAGAGUCAGUGAUAAAUUUGCAGAACUUAUGACUCCAACAAAAGAUGACAUGCCAAAUGUACAAGAAAGAAAACAAGUUCUUGAAACAGUGGCGGAGCUUUGUCUUCAACAAGGUGCCUACUCAGCAGCAGCAAAGAAGUUUACACAAGCAGGAGACAAACUAUCUGCAAUGAGAGCUCUUCUCAAAUCCGGAGACAUUCAAAAAAUUCGAUUUUUUGCAAACACUGCUCGAAACAAGGAGAUCUACAUUCUGGCAGCCAAUUUCUUACAAACGACUGAUUGGCAAGAUAAUCAGCAGACAAUGAAAGAUAUCGAAACAUUUUAUACAAAAUCACAAUCUUUUGAACAUCUUGGAAAUUUCUACAAAUCAGUUGCAAUUAUUGAAGCCGAACAUUUGAGAACUCUUGAUAAAUCGAUGGGAGCUUUGGAAAUGGCGGCAGUUUGUGUUCUGGAAGCAGAACAAAAAAAUAUGUCCACGACUGGACUUGAUGCAUUGAAAGAGGAUUUGAAAAAAUAUGUAGUUCAACUGAGGAAACUGCAGAGUGUUUUAGAAGUAAUGAAAAACGAUGCAGCGGAUGGAAUGCGUCAAUUAACAACUCUUGCAGAAGAAUCAAUUGAUGAUGAUAUUGUCCCGUGUACACGACUUUUUGCUCUUAUAAUUGAAGAUCAUGCCUCUCGGAAGAAUUGGAAACCUGCGUACAGAGCAAUUACAGGAUUACAAAAGAAAGUACCAAAUGUUGAUUUGGAAACUUUCGUAGAGACAUCCACAUUGGAUAAAGUAUGUGAUGAAAUGAGAAUGGAAAGAGUGACAAAGAAAAAGAAAGAAGAAGUUGAAUCUGAUGGUGAAGAAGUCGAUUUUUCACAUUCUUUACGGAGACAAAAUGUUUCGUAAUAUUGUAAUAUUAAUAUUUUUAUUGAACAAUGAAAAUAAUCUGAUAUGGAA
This is a messenger RNA of Caenorhabditis elegans, 4383 nucleotides long. RefSeq names its product WD_REPEATS_REGION domain-containing protein (gene che-11). Bases 19 to 4332 code for a protein of 1437 amino acids. Gene Ontology annotation, biological process: cilium organization. The transcript is spliced from 20 exons. Gene Ontology annotation, cellular component: cilium; intraciliary transport particle. Lineage: Eukaryota; Metazoa; Nematoda; Chromadorea; Rhabditida; Rhabditidae. The record is from RefSeq and is marked reviewed.